Molecule: messenger RNA, 994 nt
Organism: Strongylus vulgaris
Lineage: Eukaryota; Metazoa; Nematoda; Chromadorea; Rhabditida; Strongylidae
Source: the annotation of a GenBank genome assembly
GUUUUUUAUGUUUGAGACUUGCUCCAAAUACUAAUGUCAGGAUCCCACUUGUGAACCUAUCUGCUUUGAUGCUGAUCACGAAAGGCGGCGAAAGGAGCAGUUGAACAAGCAGUGGAAUCGAACUAAGGAACAGUUGGAAGAAGAGGAGAUGUUGCUUGCUGAAUUGAAGCGUAUCGAAGUUCGUAAAAGAGAACGCGAAAAAAAGGCACAAGAUUUACAGAAGCUCAUUAACAUGGCUGAAGCCCCUGCAAGCCCCUCACAAUAUGAGUUUAUGCGCCACUAUCUCAUAAAUUCUUUAUCUUUCUCCUUCUCAUUCUUUUUUUUUCUUGCAGUGGAACGUGCAUGUCGCCUGCUUUGGGUAAGAAGAAGGGGACGAUGCGUCAAAAAGCAAGUUCAGCUGCAGCAAAUAGCACGACAACCUUUAACUUCAAUCCUGUCAGUUAUACAAUUCAUCUUGGUGGAACUUUUAUUGAAGGAUGCCAUUCAGGUGGAUAUAUCUGUCUCUGCAAUUCGAUUCCCUGAGUUCAAAUCUGCUGGUGCCCAUCUGCGCAGUCAGGAAAUGAAACUCCCCACGAAUAUUGGACAAAAGAAACUCAAAAAUAUUGAAGUAGUGUUGAGCAAAUGUAAAUUGGAUAUGAACCCUAUGGGCACUGAAGCCAUUGUGUCAGCUUAUAAUGAGUUCCGAUCGCAAAUUAUUUUGUUGUUGGAAUUGAAAUCCACCCUUCAAACUGCCGAAUUUGAGCUCGAAACGCUACGUAACAGGAUGGUCGAGGAGGGAAAAGAGCCAUUUGAAAUUGAACCACGAAUGCGAAUUUCGACAGUGCCUGAGGGUGGAUUAGACCCUGACGAAGUUACGGGUGAUGAAGGAGCACCAGCUACCACUCGACGUAUCACUUCUUGCAUCGACACCUCAUCGUCUGCUAAUCCUUUAUUGAUUCGGAAAAGAAAACUUGGUGUUGGCUCACUUGACGGCACAAGGUCGAGGAGGACGUAG